CAUCAACGAGCAGCAUUUUGACGUUUCUUGGUGCAGUGGAGAAAUUAGUGCAAUCGUCACUGGAGGUUUACGGUUUUGUUUUACGUUUUAAAGGGUUUCUCCAAGUUUUACUCGGAUUCCACCGGAUCCGAUAGCCACCGGGGACGAUGAUCAAAGCGAUACUGGUGUUCAACAACCAUGGGAAACCACGGCUGUCCAAGUUUUACCAAUAUUUUAAUGAAGACAUGCAGCAGCAGAUAAUCAAGGAAACAUUCCAGUUGGUAUCCAAACGGGACGAUAACGUGUGCAAUUUCCUCGAGGGUGGCAGCCUAAUCGGUGGAUCAGAUUACAAGCUUAUCUACCGGCAUUACGCCACCCUGUACUUUGUGUUUUGUGUGGAUUCAUCCGAGAGUGAGCUCGGCAUUCUGGACCUGAUACAGGUGUUUGUCGAAACGUUGGACAAAUGCUUCGAGAACGUGUGCGAGCUGGAUCUGAUCUUCCACGCGGACGCCGUGCACCACAUCCUGUCGGAGCUGGUCAUGGGAGGGAUGGUCCUGCAGACGAACAUGGCCGAUAUUCUGGCCCGGAUCGAGGACCAGAACAAACUGCAGAAACAGGAAGCGGGACUUUCGGCUGCCCCGGCGCGAGCCGUCAGUGCCGUCAAGAGCAUGAAUCUGCCGCAACAGAUAAAGGACAUUAAAUUACCUGAUCUUCCCCAAGCUAUCAAGGAUCUGAAAUUCUGACCAAACACGAACUUUGAUACGUCGUUACUCACCAAGAUAGCCUCCGACUCGUCCUACAUUCCAAUCAGCAGCAGUGGCCUAGAUGGGUUCAACUUCGAAUCGUACCAAUCGGAACAACCACUGGCACUGGUAGCAAGUGAGAAACAGCAGCAGAAAUCCCGACGAAAAAUUAAGAAAGCCGGAAACGACGACCGACGGGUCGGUGCUAGUGGUGAAGUGGGUCAAGAUAGCGAAUCCAAGGAAGAUGGCUAUUACCUCAAGAUUGCUUAAAUUCUGUUGCUUUUCUGUCGCUUUCCCUACUCCUCCAAAUCAAAACUAAAAGUGCGACAACGCACGUAUGGAAUCUGUGCUUCGGGAAACUGUCCUCAUCUAGAACUGCUGCAAGUCGUAGAAAAUCCGGAAUCUUGUGCGACGAUUUGUCGGAAGUUGUAUUAAGUUAAUUUAUGGAGAUACACAUUUUAUAACGUA
This is a messenger RNA of Aedes albopictus (Asian tiger mosquito), 1190 nucleotides long. RefSeq names its product AP-3 complex subunit sigma-2 (gene or). The transcript is spliced from 4 exons. NCBI's taxonomy places the organism in Eukaryota, Metazoa, Arthropoda, Insecta, Diptera, Culicidae. The record is from RefSeq and is a predicted model, not a curated record. Gene Ontology annotation, biological process: Golgi to vacuole transport; intracellular protein transport. Gene Ontology annotation, cellular component: intracellular membrane-bounded organelle; AP-3 adaptor complex; membrane coat. The coding region runs from base 147 to 722 and encodes 191 amino acids.